GGCAGCAGAGCGCCGCCGUGCCGGGAGGGCGGCUGGGGCGGCGCCGCGGGAGCGGUGUGUCGCGUCCUGCCGGGGCCUGCGCGGAUGCCGCGAUCGCGUCGCGCCAUGGGAGCCCGCGCGGGCUGAGUCCUGCCGUGACGGAAAAAUGAGUGGUGGGUUGGCACCAAGCAAAAGCACGGUGUAUGUGUCCAAUUUACCCUUUGCUUUGACAAACAACGAUCUGUACAGGAUAUUUUCAAAGUAUGGGAAAGUUGUCAAAUCAUCUCCACUCUAUGUGUAAGCACAUGGCCAGAGUUACUAUUAUGAAAGACAAAGACACCAGGAAGAGCAAAGGAGUCGCCUUUAUUUUGUUUUUGGAUAAAGAAUCUGCACAAAACUGUUCUCGGGCACUUAAUAACAAACAGUUGUUUGGAAGAGUAAUAAAAGCAAGUAUUGCCAUUGAUAAUGGAAGAGCAGCAGAAUUCAUUCGCAGGCGUAACUACUUUGAUAAGUCUAAGUGUUACGAAUGUGGGGAAGCAGGACACUUAAGUUAUGCUUGUCCUAAAAAUAUGCUAGGAGAGCGGGAGCCACCAAAAAAAAAAGAAAAGAAGAAGAGAAAGAAAAUAGUUGAGCCAGAAGAAAUUGAGGAGGAAGAAGAAAGCGAAGAGGAAGGCGAAGACCCUGCCCUAGAUAGCCUCAGCCAAGCCAUAGCUUUUCAGCAAGCAAAAAUUGAGGAAGAACAGCAAAGAUGGACGCAGACUGCAGGGGAAUCUUCAAUUUCAGAUGAUUCAAAACGUCCACGGAUUAAGAAAAGUGCUUAUUUCAGUGAUGAGGAAGAACUUAGUGAUUGAAAUAAUACUGUUUUAUAUGCAUAUAUGGUAUAUAUAGUGUACAGAUAACUUUGUAGCACUUUACAAAGUGUAAUACAGGUUUUGUCUUGGUGUUGAAGACACUUAAUGAAAAUCACGUUGUAGUUCUACCCUGCCCUCUGAACCUCUGAUCUUCUGAUAUCUCUCUCUCUCAAAACUUCACCUUUCAAGGCAGUUUCUUAAGAGAACUUGAGAGAUGUGUUUCUACACUUACAUCCAGAAAAUUAUCAGGGACAAUGCUUCUUGCAUUUAGUAUCUAGACCCAGACCGUUGGAGUGAAAUCUUUUGUAAGAGAAUUUCCCAUUUAUUUAUUUUUUUUCCUGAAAGGACUUCCUCUUAGGAUCACUGUUAACAUCACUGAUGGUUUAUGUAAUGCUCUGUUUAUUGCCUGUUUGGAAGCAGUGCUUUAGUAGUACUUCAGUAGUAUAUGAAUCGUGUACUAGUUCUUCUGCAUAGGGUUGAAUUUCAGCCUUAAGCAUUGUACUAGUCUUUUAAUUCUUCAUGCGUAAUGUAAUAAAUUACUGUCAUAUCA
Messenger RNA from Falco peregrinus (peregrine falcon), 1380 nucleotides. RefSeq names its product zinc finger CCHC-type and RNA binding motif containing 1 (gene ZCRB1). The record is from RefSeq and is a predicted model, not a curated record. Gene Ontology annotation, biological process: mRNA splicing, via spliceosome. Gene Ontology annotation, cellular component: U12-type spliceosomal complex. Gene Ontology annotation, molecular function: zinc ion binding; RNA binding. The transcript is spliced from 9 exons. Bases 243 to 830 code for a protein of 195 amino acids. Lineage: Eukaryota; Metazoa; Chordata; Aves; Falconiformes; Falconidae.